UUUUCUGUUCUCUUGUUGCAGGAACAAGUUAAACUUGAUGCCACCAAACAGGUGACCAGUCCAGAUGAUUUCGAAGAUCUCAGUCCAAUGCCACAUACGGCUGCUCCACCGGUACGCCGACGUGGUGGCAUAUCAGCGGAACCUGUUACCGAAGAGGACGCCACAAGCUAUGUGAAGAAAGUUGUACCCAAGGAUUACAAAACAAUGGCUGCGUUAUCUAAGGCUAUUGCCAAAAACGUCCUAUUCUCGCAUUUGGAUGAAAAUGAACGUUCCGACAUUUUCGACGCAAUGUUUCCAGUGACGCAUUUAAUGGGUGAAAAUAUCAUUCAACAAGGUGAUGAAGGUGAUAAUUUCUAUGUUAUUGACCACGGUGAGGUUGAGGUAUUUGUUAAUUCUGAAUUGGUGACAACAAUUGGCGAAGGUGGUAGCUUUGGUGAAUUGGCGCUCAUCUAUGGUACACCACGUGCAGCUACCGUACGAGCUAAAACCGAUGUCAAGCUAUGGGGCAUCGAUCGUGAUUCUUAUCGACGAAUUUUGAUGGGUUCUACUAUACGCAAAAGGAAAAUGUACGAAGAAUUUUUGUCGCGUGUGUCAAUUUUGGAGAGUCUUGAUAAAUGGGAGCGUCUCACUAUAGCUGAUGCACUGGAACCAGUCUCAUUCGAAGAUGGUGAAACAAUUGUUAAACAAGGUGAACCGGGUGAUGAUUUCUACAUUAUCUUGGAUGGUACCGCUGUUGUACUUCAACGACGAGCUGAGCAAGGGGAUGAGCCCGCCGAGGUUGGACGUUUAAGUCCAAGUGACUACUUCGGUGAAAUUGCUUUGCUGUUAGAUCGCCCCAGAGCAGCUACUGUGGUUGCAAGAGGUCCCUUAAAAUGUGUUAAAUUGGAUAGAGCGAGGUAAGAAUAGUGCAAUUUUAA
Rhagoletis pomonella (apple maggot) is the source of this 917-nucleotide messenger RNA. Its product is annotated as cAMP-dependent protein kinase type I regulatory subunit-like. NCBI's taxonomy places the organism in Eukaryota, Metazoa, Arthropoda, Insecta, Diptera, Tephritidae. Bases 88 to 900 code for a protein of 270 amino acids. The transcript is spliced from 4 exons. Gene Ontology annotation, biological process: regulation of protein phosphorylation. The record is from RefSeq and is a predicted model, not a curated record. Gene Ontology annotation, molecular function: cAMP-dependent protein kinase regulator activity. Gene Ontology annotation, cellular component: cAMP-dependent protein kinase complex.